CGUGAUGGACACCCUCUAAAUAUACAGAAAAUAGUCGUGUUAGUUAAAAGCAGCUCACCUACGGAAAGGAGGAUGGGCAAGGGGCCCGCUCACCUGAAAUCCAACUCAUUUUAAUUAGUCUACGGUUUUAUUCUUUUCCUCCGUCCAGAGAUGUUUUUCGAUUGUCAAUAAUUCCAAUCAACCAAACCCGCAAGCCCUAAUUGGAAAGUUUUCCCCCAAUUCCCCAAUUCUAGGGCUUGCAAUUCCUAAUUCCAUCUCAACUAUUCAAUCCCUUGUUAUUCCAAUUGAUUCUCUCUAAUCAUGCCCAACGCCGCGAAAUUCUCCCCGUUAACAGGAUCCUUUUUCACCUUGUUCUUCGUGGUCGCUGUCCUCGUUUCCGCCGUCCGAUCAUUCGAUCCGUUGUUGCGCUUGCCGUCGUCGGACUACCUUGCCGACCAGCAUACCGAUGAUUCUCACCUCUGCCCCCGAAAACCCGACACCGAUCAAUUAUCUUGCCCGGUCAAAUGCUUUCGGACAGACCCCGUUUGCGGUGUGGACGGAAACACCUACUGGUGCGGCUGUGAGGACGCGCAUUGCUCCGGCACCAGGGUGGCUAAGCUGGGGUUCUGCGAGGUUGGAAACGGGGGUUCUGGCCCACUCUCCGGACAAGCCCUCUUGUUGGUCCACAUCGUUUGGCUCAUCUUGCUUGGCAUCUUCGUCUUGUUCGGUCUUCUCUGAAACAAAGGAUUCGUUAUUAUUUUUGUUUGCUGACUGAUUAAUUGAUUGAUUGAGAGUUUCUAUCUCUGGCGGAUGUUUGUAUUGUGUUUCUCUCAUCCUUUUUUGGUUGUAAAUUCUUGUAACUCAUGUUCAUUUGUUCAAUGAUACUAUAUUAUUUAGUUUAAAUUUUCACUUCUAAUGAAUUAGAGUUUCGUGUUGGAUUAAUUUGCAAUCUCUAGCUAAUAAUAUUGUGUCUUUCUUGUUGUUUUUAAUUGUGGUAGCUUGGAUUUCCCAUUUUACCUUGAGUUCGAUUGAUCAAUGAGUUUGGAUAAACUCCAAGAAAACAAUGAUUACUUUUAUUUCAUAAUCUUGGUCAUGUAUUCAGUUAGAGGUUUGAUAGUUUUGGUAGUUGGGUUAAAUGGGUUUAGAAUUGCUCGGUGACAGGUUUCAUAACUCAGUCCAAUGCUUCCUGUUGAAAUUUAGUCCGCGUUGGACAGUUUUAUGGGCAAGUUGAUUUGAGUCCUCCUUUCAUCCUUCAAAAACUUCAAUUUUGUUUUGAGUAAUGAUCGGUAGGGAACUUUUUGUUGAGGAAAAACCAAACUGGGGGAAUGGUCCAGUGCCUACUGAGGGUCACUCUGUAGUGUUUCAAUUACUGGGAAUGGUUUUGGCAAAUUUAGCAAAACAAUGACCCAAAUUUAUAUAUGAAGGUAAAGGAUACAUUAAGAAUGGUUUUAACAAUGGGUGGGUACAAAAUUGGGACUUUAAUUCUGUGAAAUCAGGAUAUCAAUGGAUUCGAGGAGAUAUAUAGAGAAAAGUAGAGAAGCUCAUAUAAAUUGGAGUAAGUAUUCUAAGGAUAGUUUAAUUGUUUGGAUUGCAUCCUAAGGAAGGCUGUAGACAUCUGACAGGUUAGUUAAACUGAAUCUUGUAGCAAGCACUCAUCAAGUGCUAGUUGUGCAAUGAGCAGGAAGCAACAGCAGAACACCUAUGCAAGUAUUCUGAUCAAGUUCGAAGUGAUUUGGAAGCAUGGCUAGGAUGCGGAAGACUGUCAGGAAACAUAAACAAUGGAUGAAUAAAAUGUUGAAAAUUUGGAAUCAAUGCAAAGUUAAGAAAGCAGUACUAUAUGCUACCAUUGUUGCUGUUGUCCAUCAACUCUGGAAACAGAGAAAUUCUGUGUAGUUUGGCAAAGGAAUUCCACAACCAGAAACAAUUGUGAAAGAGUUGAAACAAGAAAUUCUAUGGCGCACUCAAUGCCGUUACCAGAAAUAGUGGGAAAAGAUUAUUAGAAAGAAUAGGAGUUGUUGUCGCUGUUUUACAAAGAAUAACUGAUUGUAAUAUCAGGAAAUAGAUUUGUACUGAAAGUUACAACUGUGUGAAGUCGCUGUUUUGGAGGGAAGUCGAAUUCGUUCUGGACAGGCACUACUUGACUUGGCAAGGACAUAUCGUAUCCUGCUCGCUUGAGGAACAACCGUCCAAGAAUAUUCUUGUGCUUAAAAAAUAAAAUGUAGCUUAGCGGGCAAGCCGAAUAGAGCAACAAAAAUUUCAGAUGAUGGGGAUUUGCUUUCCCGAAUGACACCUACAUGAGCCCAUUGGUCACCAACUGCCAACUGGGUGGGAGCUAGAGGUGCCUAAUUUCUUCAUAUGAACUGUGAUCCGGAACACCUGAAUGGCAAAGGGACAAUCAAAAUCUACUACUUGACAGCUCUGCAAAGCAGAUCGGGAACAGAGUGGGCAACUGACAUUGGAAAACAAUUUCCCGAGGUUGAAAGAGAAAGGGAAUUGGUGAAUAAUUGCAGCAAAGGCACCACACAAAUAAGAAGAUUUAGUUAGGAAGCUUGAGAGUCCAGAGUUCACCCCAAUAUCAUUUUUAACUAAGCUUUUAGUUUCCCUCCACUAGAACUGCGGGUUUUAAGUCGUCAACGUGCAUUAACAUAAUUGAGAUAUGGUACUAGUAUCUUGGUGCCAUCCUAGCACAACAGAAUGAUGAGCAGGCAUAUUUCAGUAGAUGUUGUAGUAGAAGGGAAAAAGCGCUUGCCACGUUGUAUGAUUGCUGUCUUGGGUUAAUUUCUUGUGAUGGUUUUAGGGGAAAGGAUUUUGUUUGUGAGUAAUGAGCCCGGUGGAAAAAGAUUGUUUGCCUUUUCAUGAUGCGGAUGAACGUCAAAAUAUAUCGGAACGGUUGUUUUCACAUCUGCUGGAUGAACCCAAUUUUUCAAGAUUCAGCUGCUGAGGCAAAGAGUUAGAAUGAUAUAUAGUUUGUCAAUAAAAAGAAGACAGAUGUAUAAACAAUGUAUGAAAAUAUAUAUCAUGUGCACCC
This is a messenger RNA of Oldenlandia corymbosa var. corymbosa, 3007 nucleotides long. The record is from the annotation of a GenBank genome assembly. NCBI's taxonomy places the organism in Eukaryota, Viridiplantae, Streptophyta, Magnoliopsida, Gentianales, Rubiaceae.